Messenger RNA from Pisolithus orientalis, 472 nucleotides. RefSeq lists its product as uncharacterized. Gene Ontology annotation, biological process: mitochondrial electron transport, NADH to ubiquinone. The record is from RefSeq and is a predicted model, not a curated record. The transcript is spliced from 4 exons. NCBI's taxonomy places the organism in Eukaryota, Fungi, Basidiomycota, Agaricomycetes, Boletales, Pisolithaceae. The coding region runs from base 14 to 406 and encodes 130 amino acids.
UCAUAACACUGCGAUGUUUAGUCGUCGAGUCGUCUUACGAACCCUCCGGCCUUGCUCAAGACGCCCAUCCUCAACCAAAGCACCCUCUGUUGCUACUACCUCUUUACAGUCAAUUCCUGCUGAAAAUACUCCAACCGGCAUCGCACCUCAAGCUCCCAAUUAUCCGACACCAUGGUCAACGAACCAGCGGCCCCGACCUGCUGCGCGUUCUGGUCCCCGCUUUGAGCAAACUAUCAUGGACCUUCAACCGAAUCCGUUCAGUGCCAUGGAGCUCAUAGCCAGUGAGCCCGCGCGCAUUGUACAAGGUCGCAAGGCCGUCUGUGAUGGUGGUGGAGGUCCCCUAGGUCACCCCAAAAUCUUCAUAAACUUGGAUAAACCUGGUCCACAUGCAUGUGGCUAUUGGUAAGUUGAUGCCUCACCGAAUGGGGGCCCCGGCUCACAAUACUGCAGCGGGAUCCAGUUUGAACAAGCU